UCCAUUCCCGGGGCCAAUCAGAGCGCCCGCUCGGCCCCCUGACGUCAGUCUCCUCUCCCCUCGUCCAAUCAGGCUCGUUGAUAAUACUGUACGAGUCGCCACACGGCAGCUUCUCACUCAGGUAGACGGACCCACAGCUGCACCAAGUGUUAACUCCUCCCAGCCCACCCCCACCAGCCAAUCAGAAUGGAGGUGAACAGUACGGCCACCAUCUUGUCCUCUGCCUUCCUGGCCGUGGAAUAUGUUGAUGCAGUUUUACCUGACAACCCUCUUCAGCCUUCACUACAAUACGCCUGGAGGUAUGUGAAUGAGAACUACACUAAAUUCCAGAUCGCCACCUGGGGUUCUCUCAUCGUCCAUGAGGCCAUCUACUUCCUGUUUUGUCUACCUGGUUUCCUGUUUCAGUUCCUUCCCUUCAUGCAGAAGUACAAGAUCCAACAGGACAAGCCAGAGACGUGGGAGAAACAGUGGAGGUGUUUCAAGAUGCUGCUGUUCAACCACUUCUGUAUCCAGCUGCCCAUGAUCUGUGGAACGUACCACUUCACUGAGUUCUUCAGCAUCCCCUACGACUGGGACAGCAUGCCACGAUGGCCCUACCUGUUAGCUCAGUGUCUAGGCUGUGCUGUGAUAGAGGACACCUGGCACUAUUUCCUCCAUCGCCUGCUACAUCACCGCAGUAUCUACAAGCACAUCCACAAAGUGCACCACGAGUUCACUGCUCCAUUUGGCAUGCAGGCAGAGUACGCCCACCCAGCUGAGACAGUGAUCCUUGGGUCUGGGUUCUUCAUCGGCAUCAUGGUGUUCUGUAACCAUGUGACGUUGCUAUGGGCCUGGGUCGAGUGGGGUUUUCGCCUGCUGGAGACCAUCGACGUACACAGUGGGUAUGACAUCCCUCUCAACCCUCUCCACCUGAUCCCGUUCUAUGCCGGAGCUCGUUUCCAUGACUUCCACCAUAUGAACUUCGUAGGGAACUACGCCUCCACCUUUACCUGGUGGGACAAGAUACUGCACACUGACUCCCAAUACAACAGACACAUAAUGAGCAAGAAAAACCAGUAAACAGACCCUCACACAGACACACGGACGCAGACACACGGACACGGACGGACGCAGACCCUCACACAGACACACGGACGCAGACACACGGACACGGACGGACGCAGACCCUCACACAGACACACGGACGCAGACACACGGACACGGACGGACGCAGACCCUCACACAGACACACGGACGCAGACACACGGACACGGACGGACGCAGACCCUCACACAGACACACGGACGCAGACACACGGACACGGACGGACGCAGACCCUCACACAGACACACGGACGCAGACACACGGACACGGACGGACGCAGACCCUCACACAGACACACGGACACGGACGGACGCAGACCCUCACACAGACACACGGACGCAGACACACGGACACGGACGGACGCAGACCCUCACACAGACACACGGACGCAGACACACGGACACGGACGGACGCAGACCCUCACACAGACACACGGACGCAGACACACGGACACGGACGGACGCAGACCCUCACACAGACACACGGACGCAGACACACGGACACGGACGGACGCAAAUACUCACACACGCAGACAGACACAUGCACACACGCAGACACACAGACACACGGACACGGACGGACGCAAAUACACACACACGCAGACAGACACAUGCACUUAUGAAUGCACGCUUAAACACACUUCCUGAAGGUCAGAACUGGACUCCUGAGUGUGCAAUGCCUUGUGGGAAAAGAACACACUAAAAUAGAGUAGAACAGUCUUGACCAAUAACAUCAGCCCUUGUUUGGUCUUGACCAAUAACAUCAGCCCUCGUUUGGUCUUGACCAAUAACAUCAGCCCUCGUUUGGUCUUGACCAAUAACAUCAGCCCUUGUCUGGUCUUGACCAAUAACAUCCAGGGUUGGGGUCAAAUGCCAUUUCAAUUUCAGUCAAUUCAGGAAGUACACAAACAUUCCAAUUCUAAUUCUCUUCAAUACUUUUAAAUUAGGAACAUUUUUAAUUUGAAUCGGAGUUUGAUUCACUUUUUGAAUCGUCUGGAAUUGAAAUUGACCCUGAUAACAUCAGGCGUGUUGGGGGUUUGAGGCUGGGUUUCUGUAUAAGCACUUUGUGACAUCUGCUCAUGCUUUAUAAAUACAUUUGAUUGAUUGAUUGAUUGAUUGAUUGAUUGUCUGGUCUUGACCAAUAGCAUCAGGCCGUUGUUCCUGAAUAAAAACAUUAUCCUGGUGAGAUGAUUAUUAUUAAUAAUGUGUUUUUCUUCACUGUUCAUUGUAAUUAAACCAUUGUUUUACGA
Oncorhynchus gorbuscha (pink salmon) is the source of this 2332-nucleotide messenger RNA. Its product is annotated as methylsterol monooxygenase 1-like. The transcript has 7 exons. Gene Ontology annotation, molecular function: C-4 methylsterol oxidase activity; iron ion binding. Gene Ontology annotation, biological process: sterol biosynthetic process. The record is from RefSeq and is a predicted model, not a curated record. NCBI's taxonomy places the organism in Eukaryota, Metazoa, Chordata, Actinopteri, Salmoniformes, Salmonidae. The coding region runs from base 187 to 1059 and encodes 290 amino acids.